AGACAGUGCAUCUGUCAUGUAUGCAAACCGCCUGAUCUUACCCCGACUGAGUUCUUUCUUUUCGAUCCGAAACAUGUCAUCUCUUAAGAUAGAAGGCCAGGGCUUUGGAAGGACUGUGGCAUUGAAUAGCGGUCACAAAAUACCCAUGUUUGGCCUUGGAUUCUUCUUAAGCAAGCCUGAAGAGUUAGCGCGGAAUGCCGCCAUCACUGGUCUGCAUCAUGGCUACCGUUUGUUGGACACAGCUGUUUUGUACGAGAAUGAAAAAGAAGUUGGUGAAGGAAUACGGAAAUCAGGAAUAAAUAGAAAAGAUGUUUUUGUUGUUACAAAGAUUGGUCCGUAUGCCAAGAAGCAUGGUUAUGAUCAGGCUAUUAAUGGUGUUAAGACGAGUUUAGAGAGUUUAGGCACAGGURACAUWGACCUUAUGCUCAUUCAUACUCCAACACCAGGAAAACUCUUAGCAACUUACGAUGGACUAUUAAAGAUGAAAGAAGAAGGACUUGUCAGAUCUGUUGGUGUGUCCAAUUUUGGUGUUCAUCACCUUGAGGAACUGCGUAAAGCUGGAAAACCAACACCAGCUGUCAAUCAAAUUGAAUUAAACUGCUUCUGGCGCAAGGAAGAUAUUGUGGAGUAUUGUCAUAAACAUGACAUAGCAGUAAUGGGWUAUAGCCCAUUAUUCCGAAAUAGAAAGUCUGAUGAUCCAGUACUUGUUGAAAUGUCUAAAAGAUACAACAAAAGUGUUGCCCAGCUAAUGAUUCGCUGGAGUUUCCAGAAGGAUUACAUCACUAUUCCAAAGUCUUCAAACCCUGUAAGAAUUGUGGAAAAUGCAAACAUCUUUGAYUUUGUUAUCAGCGAUGAAGACAUGAAAAUAUUGGAUAGUUUACCAGCAGAAAGAUGCGUUUUUCCGACCGACAUCACUGAAAUGCCAUGGCUUGGGUAACCACCCACCCACGACAAAUCAGAGUUAAACCUAUAAACCAUAGAGAGCUUCUUUUGGUUGUUUAGCCUCUUCUUGUUUGAUACCGUGAUCGACCCUUUUCCAUAAAAAGCUUAAUUGUUGGCAACGACAUGUUGCAUAAAGAUGCGUAAAAUGAUAACAUUUAGAAUACAUUACUCUUGAAAAUGGUGUCUGAUGACACCGAAACGUCUAGUUUACUUGUCGCAUUAAAUCUUAUAGUAAUAAUUGAUAACAACUCAUAAACAUAUUAAAUAAGAAAACCAACU
This is a messenger RNA of Exaiptasia diaphana, 1221 nucleotides long. RefSeq lists its product as uncharacterized. Bases 17 to 937 code for a protein of 306 amino acids. The transcript has 6 exons. The record is from RefSeq and is a predicted model, not a curated record. Lineage: Eukaryota; Metazoa; Cnidaria; Anthozoa; Actiniaria; Aiptasiidae. Gene Ontology annotation, molecular function: oxidoreductase activity.